Clonostachys solani is the source of this 768-nucleotide messenger RNA. NCBI's taxonomy places the organism in Eukaryota, Fungi, Ascomycota, Sordariomycetes, Hypocreales, Bionectriaceae. The record is from the annotation of a GenBank genome assembly.
AUGUCUCAGAACAAGAUCUACCUUAUCACCGGUGCCAACCGCGGAAUUGGUCUUGGGUUGACUGCUAGUCUUCUUCAACGGCCCUCUACCACCGUCGUCGCCGCUGUCCGCGACCCUGCCAAGGCCAAAGAAGCAUUGGAGAAGCUACCGAGAGGCAAGGACUCGAAGAUUAUUGUGAUCAAGCUGGACUCCGGAGUGGAUACGGAUGCCAACGACGCUGUCUCCCGCCUGCAGAGUGAUUUCGGAAUCUCUGCCCUCGAUGUCGUUAUCGCAAACGCCGGCAUUGCCAACGAUGGCAACACUGUUCUUAACACCACCCCUGAGUCUAUCCGUGAUCAUUUCAACGUCAAUACCAUUGCUCCCAUUUCCCUCCUCCAGGCAACACAGCCAUUGCUGAAGAAGGCACAGAGUGGCAAUCCCAUCUUCGUCGCCAUGUCAACUGCCGUUGGCAGCAUCGGGUUCCAGGAAAAGCUCGCCCACUUCCCGCACAGGCUGAGCCCCUACGGAGCCAGCAAGUCGGCAUUGAACUGGCUUAUUAGAAGGGUUCAUAUUGAGGAGCCUUGGCUUACUGCUUUUGUGUUCCAUCCUGGACUGGUCCUGACAGAUAUGGGAACGGGGCUGGUAAAUGCGGCCAAGGACCCGUCCCAGACCGGGGCCAUUACUGUUGAUGUGAGUGUCAGCGGUAUUCUCAAGACACUGGAUUCUGCUUCCAAGGAAAUCGGCGGUACCUUCCAGAAUUACGAUGGUUCUUUCCAGUUCCCAUGGUAA